Messenger RNA from Mytilus trossulus (common blue mussel), 882 nucleotides. RefSeq names its product fibrinogen-like protein 1. The transcript has 6 exons. NCBI's taxonomy places the organism in Eukaryota, Metazoa, Mollusca, Bivalvia, Mytilida, Mytilidae. The coding region runs from base 1 to 855 and encodes 284 amino acids. The record is from RefSeq and is a predicted model, not a curated record.
AUGGGCAAACAGUUUGUGGUUUCAAUUUUGUUUGCUUCUCUAAGUGUGUUGGUUGCAUCGCAUACUGUUAUCAACAGGUCAAAGAUUACAUCAACAUCAGAUUCAGGUGUUUGUUUCUAUGGAGCAACUGCAGAAAGAGUACUAAAUAUUUUGGCAAAUGGAAAAAAUAGACACCUGGUUCCUCCUUCAGUGCGGAAACCGAAAGACUGCUCAGCUUUGGAUCCGAAACAUGACCACAGUGGAGUAUAUAGAAUCUAUCCAACUAGUGCAGGACGAGGAUUUAAGGUUUAUUGUGACAUGACGACUGAUGGAGGACGCUGGACUGUUCUUGUCAGACGAAUGGAUGGUUCUCAAAAUUUUAAUAAAAACUGGGUUGAAUAUGAAAAUGGCUUCGGAGACCUCAGCCGGGAAUUUUGGUUGGGAAACAAAUAUCUGAAUAUACUGACAUCCAUUGGAAAAACUGAAAUGAGGGUCGAUAUGGAAAAUUUUAAAGGAGUAAAGAAGUAUGCUAAAUACUCAACAUUCAAAGUUGGAGAUGCUGCCUCGAAGUAUACAUUGACAGUUGGUGGAUUUUCUGGAAAUGCUGGUGAUGCUUUUGCAGCCAGGCAGCAUAACGGACAAAAGUUCAGCACACCUGACCAAGACAAUGAUAUUUGGCCGAAAAAUUGUGCAUUAUGGGAAAAAAGAGUUGGCGGUGGUUGGUGGUUCAGUAACUGUGAUCAUGUGUGUUUCACAUUAUCCUACGCAAAUAAUAAGCAAGGUCUGACUGGAGAGGCGCUUAUUCAAUGGCAAACAUGGAGUGGUUCCGCAUAUAAUCUCAAAUAUGCAGCCAUGAUGAUACGAAGAGUUAACUAAAAAAAUUAAAGAUAUUUUAAAAUCUGA